Hylaeus volcanicus is the source of this 972-nucleotide messenger RNA. RefSeq names its product E3 ubiquitin-protein ligase MARCHF2-like. The transcript has 6 exons. NCBI's taxonomy places the organism in Eukaryota, Metazoa, Arthropoda, Insecta, Hymenoptera, Colletidae. The record is from RefSeq and is a predicted model, not a curated record. Gene Ontology annotation, biological process: protein ubiquitination. The coding region runs from base 1 to 972 and encodes 323 amino acids. Gene Ontology annotation, molecular function: zinc ion binding; ubiquitin-protein transferase activity.
AUGUCAAACGAUCGAGCCGAUGACGAUCCCGCGAACGAUACAGAUCUGGCCGCCGAUAAGUGCGGCCUGUUGGAAAAUUUCAGCGAUGCACGCGCGUCCAGUCGGACCGUGACGCCGAGUCAGAAACCGUCGACGGCCGACCAGCCGCGCAGAACGAAGAUCGAGGAGAACAAAAAGCACCGCGAGAGGAACUUGAGCGAUCCUAAGGGCAACGAUGACGAUUCUCGAAUCUCGGGCGACAUAUGCAGAAUAUGCCACAUGGGCAACAACUCCUCAUCGGAGGAUAGCCGCUCCACUCGCGGUAACCAGAACCAAAGGCAUCUAGGGAUGUCCAGCCAAAUAUCCACUGUGUCGUCGUGCGCGUAUCUAGGUCCUCUGGUCUCGGCGUGCAAGUGUCGUGGGACAGUGGCCCUCGUGCACGCCGGCUGCCUUGAACGAUGGCUGACGGAAUCGGGUCACACGAGGUGCGAGCUCUGCGGAUACAAAUACGCCACUAAGAGGGUACCGCGUCACAACAUCUUCCGUAGCGUCGCGAUAUGGUUCAAUACCGUCAUAGUGACCCGACAAAUGCUACUCGAUAUUCUCUACUUGGUAGUCACGACGCCACUGGCUCUCUUCUCCUGUUACAUCUGCGCACUGGCCUUGAGGAUGUUGCUCAAGAACGGUCUGCGCGACAUACCUUGGAUGAUCGUCGCCAUGCUACCCACCUGUGCCCUGACCUUGGUGGCUUACUGGGGAUGGGUAAUAACUCUGGGCAGAUUGCACGGUCGUCGCUGGCGUCGCUACUGGAGGAACAAUUUCGUGAUCAGACUGGUCCCUGACAACGCGAUCCAGGAUGAAAGAGUCGCGAGUUCUGAAUACCUGUCGCUGGAGAACCUGAUCGAAGAGAUCGACGGCCGGACCACCGACGAAAUCGAAGAAACGAGUAUCAAUGAGCCAUCUCGCGAUGCCACGGGUGAAUCGACCGGAUAG